GGGCUUGUUGCUGGGAAGGUCUGUUCUCAGGCUCUUGGGCUCCUCUGAAGGGCUGCCCAUGCAAAAGCAAGAGUAGCUUUGACCCCUUGGAUGGGCACAUCAACAGGUGGGUGGUAAGAUGAGACACCAACUUCUGCCCAAAAGUGGGAGGCUGCGGGCCUGGGCGGCUCGAUUACAAAAUAUCAUGGCAAAUAGGAUGAGCUGCAUGUCCUCAAAAUAGCCCACAGGAGCCUAUAUAACGCGACGCCUCUGGAGAACCAUCAGUCCUGGGCCAAGGGCCUGUGUGUGCCCAGUGCCACCUCCUGUGUGCGGCACGGGAGUGCAGGGAGAGCCAGCGAGGGGGACCGGCACUGCUGGGGACACGGGCACAGCCACAGGCGUGGAGGGAGCAGAGCUCUCGUCUGAAGGCUGCCAUCAGCAUGAAGGACUAUUGCCCAGUCUCAAUGCCCCGGUACAGUCGGUACAGCCAGAGACUGAGAGCCUCGCGCACUGUGCACUUCCCCAACGAUGUCGUCUUCCAGGACCACAUCAGGCAGGGGGACCUGGAGCAGGUGGGCAGAUUCAUUCGUGCCAGGAAGGUGACGCUGGACACCAUCUACCCUUCUGGCAUGGCCGCCCUCCAUGAAGCUGUGCUUACUGGAAACCUGGACUGUGUCAAGCUCCUGGUUAAAUACGGCGCUGACAUCCACCAGAGAGAUGAGAACGGCUGGACGCCCCUGCACAUGGCCUGCAGCGACGGCUAUGCCGACAUAGCCAGGUACCUCAUCUCCCUCGGGGCCAGCCCGGAGGCCACCACCGACGCCGGGGAGAAGCCCUCGGACCUCAUCGACCCCGAGUACAGGGACCUGGUGGAGCUCUUCCAGGCCGCCGCCAUGAGCUGAGGGCGGGGCGGGGCCGGGGCGAGGAGCAGGC
Calidris pugnax (ruff) is the source of this 912-nucleotide messenger RNA. It is a transcript of the gene PPP1R27, whose product is annotated as protein phosphatase 1 regulatory subunit 27. Bases 420 to 881 code for a protein of 153 amino acids. The record is from RefSeq and is a predicted model, not a curated record. The transcript is spliced from 4 exons. Gene Ontology annotation, molecular function: phosphatase binding. Lineage: Eukaryota; Metazoa; Chordata; Aves; Charadriiformes; Scolopacidae.